Molecule: messenger RNA, 2137 nt
Organism: Aspergillus versicolor CBS 583.65
Lineage: Eukaryota; Fungi; Ascomycota; Eurotiomycetes; Eurotiales; Aspergillaceae
Exons: 3
Coding region: 317-1807 (496 amino acids)
Source: RefSeq, a predicted model, not a curated record
UGUAAUAAGGUGGCCUGGCGAGACCAGGGCCUGGCCACAGGUUGGGGCCGUCUCAGAUCAGUUCGUCUCCAGAUUUAAUCAAACACCAUUCCUCUUGUCUUUCGCCUCUCUUCUUUUUCUUCUCCUUCUUCCCCAUCCUCAUCGCUUCUCUCUGGUAGAGUCCAUUCUUUUGCUUUCUGCAUUUUCAGUGUCAAGAGACACUCGUUCAUUCCUUCCUGUCAUUCUUUCAACCUGCUUACUUUUGGCGAAUUGAUUUCGCUCUCACUCUCUAUACAACACAUUCACUACAACACGACAUUGACUGUCAACACUCGCAAUGCGCUUUACCCCCCAACUCUCUCUUGCCCUUCUGGGUGCCCUAGCUGCCACUGGGGAGGCUGCCCACGGCCGUUAUGCUCGUCACGACAACCACCUGCAUCGCAGAGCCCUCACUGCGGGUGGCGGAGAUGCCGGUGAAGAGUCUACUACUAGCACCGUGACUGUUGUCCCGACCCCAGUAACAUCUGGAUCCGAGACUUCGUCGGUGGUAGCAUCAUCCUCGGCGCCUCCCGCUCCUGGUGCUGAGGACGAGGAGGACUGCGAUGAAUCUCAGACCCCAUCGAUCUCAGUGCCUGUGUCUUCUGCGGCACCUGAAUCGUCGGAAGUGGCCGCAUCAUCUUCCUCUGUUCCUGCUCCUCCUGUGUCUGAGCAGCCAUCUGAACCCGAACCUUCGUCGGUGCCCGCGUCGUCGUCCUCUGUCCCUCCUCCUGCUCCUCCUGCUCCCCCUGUAUCUCAGCAGCCUGGAUCUUCGUCGGUGCCUGUGGUGCCAUCUACGCCUGUGGCUUCAUCUACCCCCGUGGUUUCUUCCUCUGCUGCUGCCACAUCUGGGUCUAGCAGCUCUGUUAUUCCCCGGCCUAGCAGCACCCCCAUCAUUACCCCGGGCUCCAGCAGCAUCCCUGUCAUCCCCAGUAGCACUAGCUGGGUGACUGGAACUCCCAGCACGGAUGUUGUGACCGUGGUCUACCCCGUUGAAACGGGCAGCUCAAGCACUCUCGUCACGACCACCCUACAGGGCCCAGCGGCUACGAGUACUGCCUACGUGACAGGUGCCCCUAACACAGAGGUUAUAACUGUCACCCAAACCGUGGGUACAGGUUCUUCGGCGAGCGUUUCGACACAUGUCGUCACCGCCACCAUCCAGCCCCCCGAUGUUACUAGCACCCUCGUUGUUCCCGGCGCUCCUAACUCGGAAGUCAACACUGUCAUCUACACUGAGACCCAGGGUACUAAAACAAGUGUUAUCACUACCACCAUUCAUAAGACAACUACUAGCACCCAAACCGUCUACGAAACUGAGGGUGCAAAUGCUGGUGCCAACGCCGAGGCUACUGCUGGUGCAAAUGGCGGCUCUGGUGCUGACGAAACCCUUACUUCCACCACCACUACUACUUACUCUCUUCACCCCACUGAGUCUGGGAACGCUGGAGCUGACGCUGGCCUUGGCUCUGGAGGCUCCGGCUCCGGCUCCGGUUCUGGAGAAUGUGCUCCCCAGGAAACUGUCACUGUAACUCAGUCCUUCACCGUCACUGUGAAUGGUGGAUCAUCUCCUACUGAUUCCUUCACUGCUCCCGACACCGAGCAGCACGUCUCUUCCCUGGCACCUGAGCAGACUCUAUCAACCCCCAUCAUUCCCGGGUCUUCGUUCACGCCUUCGCCUACUCCUUCUGCUACCCCCUCUCCAUCCUGGACGCCCACGCCCAGCUCAAGCGGCUUCGUGACCAGUAGCCGUAGCCCGUCCCCUUUCAACUGGCGCCGCCGCAACCUCUAAGCAAGUCGGAAGGUUCAGGAUAUAGGGAUGGUCGUUCUGAACUAAGUAUUCAGCGAAUGCACGGAACCAGGUGUAUCAAUCCCUGACGAAACCAAACGACACAAACGUUAUCUAGAGUUGUUGUCUUUUAUGGCCUUCAUUUCUUUCACCGUGACUCAAGUUAUCGUCUUCCGCGAUUAUCUUCUCACUUAGUAGAGUCUAUCGGAUUCUACACUUUUGUCCCCUUUUUUUUUUCUUCUUUUUGUUGUCUUCUUUAUUUUGUAUGUAUGUUAAAAGCCAUCAAUCAUGCUUGACGACCGUCAACUUGCCUCUUAACAACAUACACCCCAG